AUGGGCACGCUGAGGGACCGCCGGCUGGGCAGAUGCAGGACACCGGAGGGGAGCAGAGCCUGGGGCUCCCCGGCGGAUCCGCGGCUGGGGGGGCUGCCGGUGCCUGGGCACGCUGUCCCAGUGUCCCCACCGCUUGGCGCUGCGGGAGGCUGAGCUGCUGCCCCAGGGAGGGCCAUGGGGACGCUGGAGAGGUGGGGCCCGCCGCCCCUGACCCUGCCGUGGGCACUGCCCACCCUGCUGCUGGCUCUGGCCGCACACGCAGCGGGUGAGCUCACCUACCCGUGGCGGGACGUGGACACUCGGGAGUGGCUCGUGUGCAGCCAGUGCCCCCCAGGCACCUUCGUGCAGCAGCCGUGCCGCCGGGACAGCCCCACGAUGUGCGGCGCGUGCCCUCCACGUCACUACACCCAGUUCUGGAACUACCUGGGGCGCUGCCGCUACUGCAACGUCAUUUGUGGGGAGCGUGAGGAGGAGGCGCGGCCCUGCCAGGCCACUCACAACCGUGCCUGCCGCUGCCGUCCCGGAUUCUUCGCACACGCCGGCUUCUGCCUGGAGCACGCGCCUUGCCCGCCUGGCACCGGCGUGGCAGUCCCCGGAACCCCCAGCCAAAACACGCAGUGCCAGCCGUGUCCCCCCGGCACCUUCUCGGCCAGCAGCUCCCACUCAGAGCCGUGCCAGCCCCACCGCAACUGCACCGCCCUGGGCCUGGUCCUCAACGUGGCAGGCUCCUCCUCCCAUGAUGCCCUGUGCACCAGCUGCACGGCCUUCACGCUUAGCACCAUGGCACCCGGGGGGCCAGGAGCUGGAGAGUGUGAGCGCGCGGUCAUCGACUUCGUGGCUUUCCAGGACCUGUCCUCCAAGAGGCUCGUGCGCCUGUGGCAGGCGCUGGUGGGCCCAGAGGCCCGGGGUCCCGCGGCCCCGAGGGAGGGCCGUGCGGAGCUGCAGCGGAGGCUGUGGCGGCAGCUCACGGAGCUCCGGGAUGCGCGGCCUGGGGCGCUGGGGGCGCGGCUGCUGCGGGCGCUGCGCGAGGCCAGGCUGCCUGGACUGGAGCGCAGUGUCCGUACGCGCUUCUGGGCGCACUGAGCCCCCUGCCCCUAUUUAUUCUCCUCCCAAG
Lontra canadensis (Northern American river otter) is the source of this 1114-nucleotide messenger RNA. RefSeq names its product TNF receptor superfamily member 6b (gene TNFRSF6B). NCBI's taxonomy places the organism in Eukaryota, Metazoa, Chordata, Mammalia, Carnivora, Mustelidae. The transcript is spliced from 4 exons. The record is from RefSeq and is a predicted model, not a curated record. Gene Ontology annotation, molecular function: protein binding.